UCGCUCGCAUGCAGUGCAAGUAAAAGUUGAGGCGACACGAAGUUUCAGUUCAUGUAUCGGUCUGCGCAGCUUAAGAUCUCUCUAGAUCUUUCCAUUUCAUCUGCUCACAGCUCUUUAUGUUCCUCAUCCUCUAUCGAUGGAGACUUCGAUUCCCUCUUAAGAGAAUAUUUGGCAAAUCCAGACGGUUUUGCGAUGGGAUCUUUUCUCUGGGAGUCUGAGAGGAAUCAAGCACGUCCUCACAGACCAACUGAGCAGUUCUUUCGCUAGUUUCCUCACCGGCGUUGCGACAUCGUUUAAUCUUUAUCGUGUGUAUGUUUUCGUUUCUCUACACGGAGGUUUGACGUGGCGUCGACAGUUUUAAUAUUUAUGAGAAAAUCUGAAUUCACGCGCCUGAUUUGGAUUAUCCGUUUCCCGGGAUACCGAACACUGAAUCGAUCGCGCGUCAACUAGAGACUUAAUUUUCCGAUUUUCCUGGACUUAAAGAGUGCCGAAGGUGCUUUUGGAAAUGAGCUGUCCGUUUUCAAAAUGUCUUUUUUAAGAAUCACUCGUGGAGAGAGACGUUUCCUCAGAGGACGGGAGGGUUUGUAACGCUGAAUUUACCGCCGAUUUCACGACACGCGUUUUCCAUGGCUCCUGCGGUCAGAUCGAUUAAGCGUAAGGAUGCGAUUAACUGGCCGAGGAUGUCGACAACUUUCUGGGCUGUGCUGCUGUUGACGGCGCUUCUGAUCGUGUACUGCGGUCAACUGGCAGCAGGCACAUGUGAGAUUGUUACUCUAGACAGAGACAGCAGUCAGCCACGCAGAACUAUUGCCAGACAGACGGCCCGCUGCGCAUGUAAGAAAGGACAGAUUGCUGGGACAACGAGAGCCAGGCCGGCCUGCGUAGAUGCUCGUAUUGUGAAGACCAGGCAGUGGUGUGACAUGGUGCCCUGUCUAGAGGAUGAAGGCUGUGACCUGUUAGUAAAUAAAUCAGGCUGGACUUGUACACAGCCCAGCGGCAGAGUGAAAACUACAACGGUGUCCUAACAGUGGGAGGGGUUCCUGGAGUGCUACGAGACGAGGCCUCUUGCUGUGUCGCCCACCUGCUGUAGAUACUUGCUAUGUCUCAUCGGCUUAACACCUGCCUCUGCCUACCUGUCUGAGUCUCUGCUUUGUAAAUGGGCAGCACCCCCUUGUGCCACGGAGAACACACUGUACGUUCACAAAGCGCCUCACAGACAUUAGGAGCCUUGAGGACUUUAAGAGCGCAGCAAGGGACAAUGAGGCGCCUAUCCUGUCUGAGACUGAAUCAGACACAGGCUUUACGGAACUCCACCAGCGGUUCCGACCCAAUCCGAGACUGCGAACUGCUCUGUGAAACGGCUUUCUGCUGGAGUACGUUUUUGGCGCUCGUUUUUUUACAGACCAAAGAGAAAAAAUUAUAGACAACAAACAAAAAACCAUUGACUAUGUGAGCGCAGACUGAGGGAAGGACACAAAAGGAACAAUUUUGGCAAAGAAAAAAUCAAUAUAUAUAUAUAUAUAUAUAAACCUAAAUGUAGAGAGAGAGAGAGAUAGAUAUAGAAAGACUUUGCUAUGGAAACACUGACGUGGAACAUUGAAACGACACCGGGUCGAACAUUCCCAUUUAUCACAAUCCAAGGAGAACCUUUAAUACUUUACAGAUUUCCUUGAACUGAACCAAGCACUGUAUUCCAAGGACAACAAGGAUAUAGAUACUGUACACAUAAACGCAUCAAGAAAUUAAAUUAGCAUUUUUCAGUAGCAACAUUUUGCAUUAAACAUAGAAGGUUAAAUGGAAGAGUACCCCAUUGUUGCUUAUCAUCAGAAAAUAUUAAAAAAGAACAUAAAAAUGGUAAUUUCUGAUUACCUGGAGUGAGAUGUCAUUAUAUGUAUUUUGAAAAGGCC
Messenger RNA from Pimephales promelas (fathead minnow), 1907 nucleotides. RefSeq names its product TAFA chemokine like family member 5a (gene tafa5a). NCBI's taxonomy places the organism in Eukaryota, Metazoa, Chordata, Actinopteri, Cypriniformes, Leuciscidae. Gene Ontology annotation, biological process: G protein-coupled receptor signaling pathway. Gene Ontology annotation, molecular function: G protein-coupled receptor binding; receptor ligand activity. The record is from RefSeq and is a predicted model, not a curated record.